Sinocyclocheilus grahami is the source of this 477-nucleotide messenger RNA. Its product is annotated as protein S100-A1-like. The record is from RefSeq and is a predicted model, not a curated record. NCBI's taxonomy places the organism in Eukaryota, Metazoa, Chordata, Actinopteri, Cypriniformes, Cyprinidae. Gene Ontology annotation, cellular component: cytoplasm. The transcript has 3 exons. Gene Ontology annotation, molecular function: calcium-dependent protein binding; calcium ion binding. The coding region runs from base 108 to 422 and encodes 104 amino acids.
GCCCCGGUAUAAAUGCGUGCUCUGCUUCUUGACCAGCUCUUGCACGGGACAUUCAGUACAUUCUUUCAUCUUCAGUUGACGCUCUGCCUUUUAUCAGCACAGUCAUAAUGCCGUCUGAUCUGGAGAGAGCGAUGGAGACGCUGAUCACAGUGUUUCACCGUUAUGCGAGCAAAGAGAGUGGAAAUAAAUCAACAUUAAAUCGCAGAGAGCUCAAACUGCUGAUGGAGACAGAGUUGGCCAACUUUAUGAAGUCUCAGAAGGACCCUGCUGCCGUAGACAAGAUUAUGAGGGAUUUGGAUGCUAAUGGUGAUGGAGAGGUGGAUUUUGAAGAGUUUGUGUCUCUUGUGGUGGGCCUGUCCAUUGCCUGUGAACAGAUCUACAAGAUGCACAAGCAGGGGGCAGGGGGUGUCAAAAAGCAAUAAAAGAUGACUGUUCUGUCAUUUUGUUAAUAGGUUUUAAUAAACGAUUUCAGCCACA